Onthophagus taurus is the source of this 764-nucleotide messenger RNA. Its product is annotated as trypsin-7-like. Lineage: Eukaryota; Metazoa; Arthropoda; Insecta; Coleoptera; Scarabaeidae. Gene Ontology annotation, molecular function: serine-type endopeptidase activity. The record is from RefSeq and is a predicted model, not a curated record. Gene Ontology annotation, biological process: proteolysis.
GACAGUUUUAAUUUCCCAAAAUGUACUUUUUAACAAUAACAUUGUUUUAUUUACAAUUUAUCCUUAACUGCAACGGAAACGUAAUUCAGCAAGACAUAGAUGGCAGAAUCGUGGGUGGUAUCCCUGCUAAUAUCGAAGAUUUUCCAUAUCAAAUUUCAUUACAAUAUAGAGGACAACACGCUUGUGGUGGAUCAAUUAUAAGUUCAAAAUUCGUUGUUACAGCUGCUCAUUGCACAGAUGGUGCAAAAGCGGAGUCUUUAUCAGUUAGGGUUGGUAGCACUUCGUAUCGAGAUGGCGGGAAAAUAAUUCAAAUUCAAAAAAUUAUUCAACACCCUUCCUAUGAUAACAGCGUUAUCGAUUAUGAUGUUUCAAUUCUUGAGUUAAAAGAUGAAUUGGAAUUUAAUGAGAACGUCCAAGCGAUUAAAUUAGCUGAAAAUGAUGUUGGGCCGAAUCAUUUUGCCGUUGUUAGUGGAUGGGGGACUCUUAAAGAGAAUGGCAAACUUCCGAGCGAACUACAACAAGUUUUUGUGCCGAUUUUAAGUAAUGAAGAAUGUAGGGAUUUUUACGGGGAAAAACGUAUAACAGAUCGAAUGUUAUGUGCUGGUUACACUGAAGGUGGGCAUGAUUCGUGUCAAGGUGAUUCAGGUGGCCCUUUAGUUUAUAAAGACACCUUAAUCGGAAUCGUUUCAUGGGGAAUCGGAUGUGCGAGGCCAAAUUACCCCGGAGUUUACACCAGUAUAUCAAAAAUUCAUCAAUAUUUAAAC